AUGGUUAGUGCCACAGCCAUGCCUUACAGUCAGAGCCUUUCUAUAUAUAAGGGAACAUCAACUCAGUUUGUAAGGAAGAAUGGCUUACAGUUAAGACUUAUUGUGGUUGAGGACAUGAUGGACAUUCACUGUCUGAUUUUGCACCUUCUCCUGUCAUGCCUCAUUUUGACUUUGUACACCAACCAACAAGCCUGCAGGCUCCAUGUCUCUGAGACAGAGGGGAUUUUUCAACCUGGAAAUGUAAUGUUGGGGGGAUUGUUCCCUGUUCAUAUUGACAAAGAGUAUCAGCCUGUGUCCUUCAGUGAAAAACCUCCUGGUAUCAACUGUACAACAUUUCACUUUGAGAAUUUUCAGCAGCUCCAGGCAAUGAUAUUUGCUGUGAAUGAGAUAAACAGAAACCCCGAUAUUCUUCCCAAUAUCACCCUGGGGUUUCAGGCUUAUGAUUCCUGUGAUGUGUUACAGCAGGACUUAGAAGGAACAUUACAGGUCUUAACGGGACUCACUGGAGCCAUUUCCAAUUACAGAUGUCUGGAACAUACCCCUCUCGCUGCUGUUAUUGGUGCUUCUAGCUCAACACACUCAAUUUUAAUGGCUCAUGUGCUAAGCCUUUAUAGAUAUCCUCAGGUCAGCUAUUUCUCAACAAGCCCUCUCCUCAGCAACCAUAAAAUGUUCCCCUCCUUCUUUAGGACUGUCCCCAGUGAUGCCUUUCAGUCACAAGGGUUGGCAAAGUUGGUGCUGCAUUUUGGAUGGACCUGGGUGGGUUUAUUGGCAGCAGACAAUGACUAUGGUCAGCAAGGCAUUCAGUUGGUAAAACAAGAAAUAAUCAAGACUGGAGCAUGUGUGGCCUUCACAGAGUCCAUACUUACAAGUCAACCUGACCGAAAUGCUUGGCAUAUUGUUAAGGUCAUGAAAGAGUCAACAGCCACAGCUAUAGUUGUCUUCUCCUCAAUUAUUAAUUUGGUUCCUAUUUUAGAAGAGAUGCUCACACAAAAUAUUACCAAGAAAAUAUUGGUUGCCAGUGAAGCAUGGUCCACUUCCACCCUGUUUUCUGAUGGAAAGUUCUCAGAGAUUCUUUCAGGAACCAUUGGUUUGGCCCUAUAUAGUGGAAGAAUUCCAGGGUUUGGAGAGUUCAUUAAUAAAAUCCACCCUUCUGUAUCUUUAGGGCAAUACUGGGUAAAGCUUCUUUGGGAGAAAUCUUUCAAAUGCAAAUUCCAGAAUGAGAGAAACCUCACAGGUGUAUCAGCAGAUCCCAUUAAAACGUGCACUGGGGAGGAACUUCUAGGAAAUAUUGAAAAUAGCUUCAACGAUGUUUCCAGUUUAAGAGUUACUUACAAUGUUUACGUUGCUGUACAUGCUGUAGCCAGGGCCUUAGAAGAUUUAAGCAACUGUAUUUCAGAAAGAAGUAUAUUCUCCCAUCAGAAGUGCCCCAGUAUUUUCAACUUUACAUCAUGGCAGCUAUUACAGUAUAUGAAGAAGGUUACGAUUCCACUGAGCAGUGGAAGAAAGCUUAUAUUUGAUGAGAAUGGUGAUCCACCAGCAGUCUAUGAUAUUGUAAACUGGAAAGUGAGGUCAGAUGGCUCCAUGAAACAAGUCAAUGUAGGCAGUUAUGACAUCACUGGAUCAUUUGGUCAUGUAUUCUCAGUCAAUAUGAGCUCCAUAUCCUGGGCUACUGGAGACCAGCAGGUCCCUCUCUCUGUCUGUAGCCAGAGCUGCCCCCCGGGUUUCAGAAAGGCAACAUUAAGAGAAAAGCCAGCCUGCUGCUUCCAGUGUAUCCCAUGUCCCCAAGGAGAGAUCUCCAACCAUACAGAUUCUGUUGAUUGCUUCAAGUGUUCAUGGGACAAAUGGCCUAACUUACAGAAGUCUAAAUGUCUCCAAAAGAACAUAGAAUAUCUAUCUUAUGAAGAUCCUUUGGGGGCAGGUCUAGCAGCUACAGGCACUGCAUCAUUUUGGGUUCCUGUUCUUAUUUUGAAAAUCUUCAUAAAAUACAGAACAACCCCUAUAGUGAAAGCUAACAAUUAUCAUCUAAGUUGCCUUCUUCUGCUGUGCCUGCCACUCUGCUUCCUCAGCUCUUUGGCUUUCAUAGGCUUCCCUCAGUCCGAGAAAUGUCUUCUGCGCCAAGUUGCAUUCGGCUUGGUCUUUACUCUCUGCGUCUCUUGUAUUCUGGCCAAAACCAUUAUGGUUGUUUUUGCCUUUAUGGCCACCAAACCGGGCAGCAAACUGAAGAGAUGGACGAAUCCUUAUGUUUCCUACGUAAUUAUUUUUAUUUGUUUUGCCUUACAAUUUAUCUUAUGUAUUUCAUGGUUAUUAAAGGAACCUCCUUUUCCAGAGUAUAAUAUUGAAACCAAACCUGGAAUUAUUAUCAUUGAAUGUAACAAUGGCUCUGGCACAGCUUUCUGGUGUAUGUUAGGAUAUCUUGGUCUUUUGGCCACUGCAAGCUUUGUUGUUGCUUUCCUUGCCAGGAGGCUCCCUGACACAUUUAAUGAGGCCAAGUUCAUCACCUUUAGCAUGCUGGCCUUUCUCAGUGUCUGGGUCUCCUUCAUCCCAGCAUCUCUUAGCGCACAAGGCAAAUAUACUGAGGCAAUGGAGAUCUUUGCAAUUCUGUCUUCAACUUGGGCCUUAGUAGUGUGUAUUUUCCUUCCCAAAUGUUUUAUUAUAUUGUUUAGACCCAACAUUAAUUCAAAGAGAGAACUCAUGAAGAAAAGCAGGGCUCAUUUUUAA
This is a messenger RNA of Xenopus laevis (African clawed frog), 2718 nucleotides long. RefSeq names its product extracellular calcium-sensing receptor. NCBI's taxonomy places the organism in Eukaryota, Metazoa, Chordata, Amphibia, Anura, Pipidae. The transcript is spliced from 7 exons. The record is from RefSeq and is a predicted model, not a curated record. The coding region runs from base 1 to 2718 and encodes 905 amino acids.